GUUACCAAGGCAAGUCUUCAGUCUGGUAUAAAGGGAAUAACAUGGUGUCCCAGAGGCUGUUUAUGUUUACUUAAGGAACACAUUCAUUUUUUGAAGGCACGACGGAGUCACCUGUGUUGUUUCAGUUUCUGGCAUCAUUUUUUUAAACUGUGUUUUUUUUAUGUCACACUUUCUAAGGCCACCAGUGGCAUGUAAAUAUCAUAGUUCACUAAUGUGCCAGUCUUACAAAUGGAAAGGGGGCUUCACUUUGGAAACGUGAGCAUUUCCCUGGUGCUCCUGCUGCUGCUGCUGAAGGCGCUCACGGGAUCCGGGGCUUCGCGGGUCCAGGGCUCCCCUGCUGCAGCUGCAGCCGGGGGGGAGCCGCGCUCCGCCGGCCGCGCUGCGGGCUGGAGCUCGCCGGAACAUGCUGCCGGAGCCAUGCACAUGCAGCGCAGCCUGGACGGCGGCAUAAUGGGCACCCCGGUGCCCCCACAGGUGCCCGGGGCGGACGUUACCGUGGAGGACGACGAGAACGGCUCGGCGGGGGAGUUUGACGAGUCCUACGGAGAUAAACACGUCCAGCCGAGCAGGUCUCUGGUGAUCAUCAGCACCCUGGACGGGCGGAUCUCAGCUCUGGAUCCUCACAACCACGGGAGGAAGCAGUGGGACCUGGACGUUGGCUCGGGGUGCUUGGUGUCCUCCAGCCUCAGCAAACCAGAGGUGUUCGGCAAUAAGAUGGUGGUGCCUUCGCUAGACGGGGCCUUGUUCCAGUGGAGCCGGGACCGAGACACCAUGGAGGCGGUGCCGUUCAGCGUGGAGUCCCUGCUGGAGUCGUCGCACCGCAUCGGGGAGGACACAGUCCUGGUGGGGGGCAAGUCCCUCACCACGUACGGCCUGGGGGCGUACAGCGGCAAGCUCAGGUACAUCUGCUCGGCCGGAGGCUGCAGCCGCUGGGGGGACGAGGAGGGAGUUUCUGAAGACGUGCUGCUGCUGCAGAGGACCCAGAAGACGGUGCGAGCCAUCAGGCCUCGCUCAGGGAUGGAGAAGUGGAACUUCAGCGUGGGAAACUUUGAGCUGAAGCUGGUCCCGGAGCUGCAGUCCGGGAUGAACUUCCUGGAGGGAGAACUGUCGAGCGGCGACACCUGGAAGGACAGUCAGUGGGUCAUCACCGACGAACCAAAGCAGGCGGAGCAGGCGGAGAACAAGCUGAACCAGAACCAGCACCUGGACCUGGUGAUCAAGGUGUCGGUUCCUGACUGGAAGGUGAUGGCCUUCAGGCCGGAGCCCAGCGGGCAGCUGGUCUGGGAGCACCAGUUCUGCACGCCCAUCGCCUCGGCCUGGCUGGUGAGCGGCGGCAGGGUGACCCCCAUCAGCCUGUUCGACGACACCGCCUACAGCAGCCAGUCGGAGACGGAGGAAGAGGGGGAGGAAGGUGCAGAGAAGGCCAGCGGAGCGGCAGAGUCCAGCGUGUACCUGGGGAUGUUCCAGGGCCAGUUCUACCUCCAGUCGUCUGUGAGGAUCAGUGAAAAGUUCCCCUCCAAGGCCGUGGCCUUGCAGAAGGACAUCAUCCCCGUCCCCACCAUCAAGUGGAAGCCUCUGAUACAUUCCCCGUCCCGGACGCCGGCUCUGGUGGGCUCCGAUGAAUUUGACAAGUGUCUGAACAACGACAAGUUUUCCCACGAUGAAUACAGCAACGGAGCCUUGUCCAUCCUGCAGUACCCGUACGACAACGGCUACUACUUCCCGUACAGCAAGCGGUACCGGGAGAAGCGUGACAGCGCCGUCAGCCUGAUCAAGGUGGCGGAGCCGGGCGCCGACAGCCGGCGGAGGAAGGACCCGGUGCUGCUGCUGCCCUGGUGGAAGGAGAUUCUGGGCACCAUCAUCUUCUGCAUCGCCGCCACCACCUACAUCGUCCGCAAGUUCUUCCACCCCCCUGCCCCGGUGGCCUACGUGAGGCAACGGAAAGAGUCGGAGACGCAGUGCCAGACGGACAGCAAGUUUGACCUUGAGGUUGUGGAAUCCAAAGAGCUGGUUUCCAUGGAGACCCGUUCCAGCGAUUACGUUUCCAGGUACCUGACGGACUUUGAGCCGGUGCAGUGCCUCGGCCGAGGGGGGUUCGGUGUCGUGUUUGAAGCCCGCAACAAAGUGGACGACUGCAACUACGCCAUCAAAAGAAUCCGUCUGCCCAACAGGGAGCUGGCUCGGGAGAAGGUGAUGCGGGAGGUCAAGGCCCUGGCCAAGCUGGAGCAUCCGGGGAUCAUCCGCUACUUCAACGCCUGGCAGGAGAGCCCCCCCGAGGGCUGGCAGGAGGAGAUGGACCAGCGGUGGCUGAGGGACACCAGUGCCACCGACUGGCCCAUGAGCUUCCUGGACCACAUGGAAGCUCUGUCGGUGAAGGUGCCGGUGUCCAGCUCCACCACGUCCCCCACCUCGGGGCCCGGCGGGGACGCCCUGGAGGCCUCGGUGGCGUCUCAGGCCCACGUCUCCAGCAGGGUGGUGAGCUUCAGCAUCGGGGGUGGGGACCUGUCCUUCCAGCCGCUGCUGGGCCACGACAGCCUGAUGUCUGAGCGGGACAGCCAGCCCGACCCGGACGCCUCGGACACCCCCAACUCCUUCGAGCUGUGCCCCCCGCGCGGCCCCAGCGACUGCACCUCCUCCUCCUUCGACAUCGUGUUCGAGGACUCCGGCUGCGACCGGGACGCCGACGCCGACACGGACACGGGCUCCAGCCCCGUCAAUCCCAAGACCCUGACGAAGACCAGCUCGUCUUCCUCACACAGCAGGCAGCAGGAGUCGGCCCCCAGCGUCUCCACCACCCCCCCGCGGCCCACCUCUCUGACCCUGGCUCUGCCCACCACGCCGGCAACGCAGCGGCUCCAGCCGUCCCCCAAGGUCUACCUGUACAUCCAGAUGCAGCUGUGUCGGAAGGAGAAUCUGAAGGACUGGAUGGCCCAGCGCUGCCUGCCCGAGCAGCGGGAGCACAACCAGUGUCUGGACAUCUUCCUGCAGAUCGCUGAGGCCGUGGAGUUCCUGCACAGCAAGGGCCUCAUGCACCGGGACCUCAAGCCGUCCAACAUCUUCUUCACCAUGGACGACGUGGUGAAGGUGGGGGACUUCGGCCUGGUGACGGCCAUGGACCAGGAGGAGGACGAGGACGAGCCGGUGGCCCUGACGCCCGCGCCGCUGCUCACCCGGCACACGGGCCAGGUGGGCACCAAGCUCUACAUGAGCCCGGAGCAGCUCUCCGGGAACUCGUACUCUCACAAAGUGGACAUCUACUCCCUGGGCCUGAUCCUGUUUGAGCUGCUGUUUCCCUUCAGCACCCAGAUGGAGAGAGUCAGGACACUGACGGAGGUGAGAGCGCUGCAGUUCCCAGAGGUUUUCUCCAAAAACAAUGUUCAGGAGCUGAACAUGGUGCGCAGCAUGCUGUCCCUGAGCCCCAGCGAGCGCCCGGAGGCGGCAGAGAUCACCGGGACGCCCCUCUUCCAGGAGCUGGAGCUGCCCUGCCGCCUGGCCAUGAGGCAGCGCUCCCGCACCUACAGCUCCUCUUCCAUGGGCCGCCCGUCACGCCAGGCGUCGGCCAACAACCUGUGACCCCCCUAACCCCCUCUCCCCGUCUCCCUGUCGUCCUCCUGCUGGUCCACCACUCAACACAAAGCUUCUCCAGACGCCUGACCUGGAGCUUCAUCAUCACUUCAGAAGCCAAAAAUAACAGUGUGCAGGAAUGUUUCUCAAACACUGAGACAGCACCUUGCACAGCGACUCCCCCGGGGGAAAUCCUCCAAUGUUUGUCUCAUUCUCCUGCCCCAAAUUCCCCUUUUUUAACCACACUUGAGGGGGAAAAUAACAUUUUAAAGGUGGUAGUCUUCCUGUAAUGUUCGUGAGCACACUUGGCCAGAGUGGCGCUUCCAAAUCUUUUAAACGGCUCUCCAGACGACCCUUUGUAAAAUUAAAGUAAUUAAAGUAAACUGGAGCACCUACAACACCCAGGUAACUGCAGACGUCUCCAUGCCUGCGUUCACUCACCCACAGUUCCUCCGGUGCCGAAGCCGAGAGGUCACUCCGACGGGGCCUUCGAUGCUUGUUCAUCCCUCCUGCCGGUCGCAGGUACGAGCACUGCCUGAUUCUCCGACACACAAUAUGCCUGACUUGGGAGACCAAAAAAAAAACCCCACAAAAAGGAGACCAUCUUCUCUGUCCUACGUAACUAGCCUGAGAGGGGGAUGUAUUUGCAGAAAGAAGCUUGAGUCCUGUCCGUCAGAUGCGACCUGCCUUUAUCCGGGGGCCCCGGGCCCCUGCAGCGUGAAUGCUGAGCCUUGGGCUCUGGUCUUUUUGCAUGUAUCUGACCGGGAAAAAACGAAACAGUGAAUGUGAGUUUCUAAUCUUAAAAGCCAGUACUUGGAUAAAGUUUUACAGAAUGAUUCUGAAGUGCUCAAAGAUUUUCUACCACCACCACUUUAUUCUGUAAAGACCUAACCCGAUGGGAGAACCUUGUUUAUAUCCUUUUCUUUAUUAAUUCAGACGUCGGGCUCCGAUCGACGUUGUACAUAUUGUAAGGCACUACUGCUUGUAAAAGGCUUUUUUUAUGAAGCGACUGUAAGAUAGUGUGAUAUACUAUACUGUGAGAGGGAGCGAAGAGAUGAUCUCUGCCGUUAAUGGAUAGCUGAAUGUCGACGUGUGACCUCCAGAGACACAUGAUGGUGGCCACCUCUUAUGAAAUAAUUCUCAGUGUUUGUUUUCUCGCGUUCGGGGGACCCGAGCGGAGGAGGGGGGGGGCGUCCUCCGCUCCGAACACCAGAGGAGAGCUUGCAGGAACCAGAGUGCCAUUUAAAGUCAGUUAAGUGUACUUUUCCGUAAACCGAUAACUCGCCUCACAUGUUUGAUUUCUUUUGCUGUAACAAUCCAACCCCCCGUCCUGCUGGUGUUCCCGGUGAAAAACGCACACACAACCAACCACGUGAGGCGCCGAGCGCUGGGAUCUGCAGCUUCUCCCGUCACCUAGUUUUUCCCUCUGCGCCGUUCGCAGGGGGCUUGGACCUGAGCCGGGUACCCACAUAAAGCGUUGUUUGGUUCAUUUAAAGUGCUGGGGGAGUCACACGACCCAAUAGGAACUACACACAAACUGUUAAUUGUAAUUGUGCUUUCUAUGAUUGUACUUUUUCCUGAGAUUAUCAGCUUUUUUUCUUUCUUUAAUCACUCUGCAGGGUUUAGGAAUUACUGUAGUUUUGAAGUGAGACUGAUGUUCAUCCGUCCACUCCCUCGGCCAACUCGUUCCCGGUCCGUAAACGUAAUCCCCUCGUCAGGGAAGGGUGUAAACCAGAGUUAGCAUAUGAAGGACUUCGUCAAGGUGCAUUUUUCUUCCUCUGCCCUUUGCAGAGGCAACGAUCCAUAGCUAAUAUUUGAUCCACGGUUCAUAAAUGAUCCUGAGCGAUCUGGAAACUCCUUUUUUUUUUUUACCAUUAAUUUAAAGGGAAUCAAUUUAUGUUUUGCUCCGCAGACAUGUCAGAGGAGCGAAACGUUCACAACUUCAAAUCACGGUAGUGAAUAAUUCAUCUUUCCAGCGUUGAUGUUGAUUCCAGCAUUAUCGAUGAUCAUACUCCUAUUUUCUUCUUUCUAGUCAAACUAAGGAAACCGUGAUCUCACCGUAGGUUUUAGGAGCUUGUUAAGUGUGUGUUCCCAGGGACUGUUUAAAUGAAGAGACUCUUGUCCUGACUGCCUGAUGCCUCUGGCUGGACGUGUAAGUUGCAUCUUCUCAUGCACAACUCCCAUUUCUCUGUCCUUGUUGAAUUGUAAAUAUGUUUAUUUGCUUUAUUUAUGUUUUGAUGCCGCAAUCAAUCCUUUUUUGGGUUGGUGUUAUAAUGAAUGUGCUUCAUACAAUGGAGUGCAUUUGACUAUGAUGACUUCUUACAAGUCUAAAUUUAAUAAACUGUUCUAUACAAUUUG
Cololabis saira (Pacific saury) is the source of this 5922-nucleotide messenger RNA. It is a transcript of the gene eif2ak3, whose product is annotated as eukaryotic translation initiation factor 2-alpha kinase 3. The record is from RefSeq and is a predicted model, not a curated record. Gene Ontology annotation, biological process: protein phosphorylation. Lineage: Eukaryota; Metazoa; Chordata; Actinopteri; Beloniformes; Belonidae. The transcript is spliced from 18 exons. Gene Ontology annotation, molecular function: ATP binding; protein kinase activity; protein binding. Bases 229 to 3573 code for a protein of 1114 amino acids.